AUGAACAUCUUCACCCACCUCACAGGACUAGCCCAACAAACCAGCAAGCUGGGGUCUGUGCUCCAACGCGCCUUCUACGGCACCAGCGGCAAGGUGACCCUCUUCGAGCAGAGGAACUUCGCCGGCCGCCGUCUGGACCUGAGCUCGGACUGCACCCGGAUCAGUGACAAGAACUUCCCAGAGAGAUGCAACUCUGUGCAGGUGGAGAGCGGAGCGUGGGUCGGCUACGAGCACGAGAACUUCCGUGGCCGUCAGUACCUGUGGGACAUGUCGGAGCGCGGAGAGUACAACUGCUACGACAGGUGGUGCGCUCAGGUGGACCACGUGUCCUCCGUCAGGGCCGUCAGGCAGGACAACGACCCGGGGACGGCCCACCUGUUUGAGCGCGCCGGCUUCUCGGGGAAGAAGAUGGAGGUCCAGGACGACGUGCCCAACAUGAUGAGCCGCUACAGCCUGAACCGGGCCGCCUCCAUCCGGGUGCUGGGAGGAGCGUGGGCCGUGUACCAGGAGCCCAACUACCGGGGGCCCCACUACGUCCUGGAGAAGAAGGACUACAACAACCACUCGGACUGGGGCAGCCAGAACAGCACCGUGGGCUCCAUGCGCCGGGUCCGCUUCACCUAG
Pseudoliparis swirei is the source of this 624-nucleotide messenger RNA. It is a transcript of the gene crybgx, whose product is annotated as crystallin beta gamma X. The transcript has 6 exons. NCBI's taxonomy places the organism in Eukaryota, Metazoa, Chordata, Actinopteri, Perciformes, Liparidae. Bases 1 to 624 code for a protein of 207 amino acids. The record is from RefSeq and is a predicted model, not a curated record. Gene Ontology annotation, molecular function: structural constituent of eye lens. Gene Ontology annotation, biological process: visual perception; lens development in camera-type eye.